Messenger RNA from Suillus plorans, 541 nucleotides. RefSeq lists its product as uncharacterized. NCBI's taxonomy places the organism in Eukaryota, Fungi, Basidiomycota, Agaricomycetes, Boletales, Suillaceae. The coding region runs from base 179 to 487 and encodes 102 amino acids. The transcript has 2 exons. The record is from RefSeq and is a predicted model, not a curated record.
GGUUCACUCAGUCUCGUUCUCACCUGACGGUACUUGCAUCGCGUCUGGUUCUUUCGAUAAGACUGUCCGUUUUUGGAGUGUCGUGAAACUGCAGUCAUCCCCCGAAUCUACAGAGCCAGAUCCCUCCGCAUUCUCGCUGCAUCGAAACGCCAUACCUCUCACCGAAGAAAGCUAUAUCAUGCCAACCGGCGCUUGUAAUGAUCACCUCAUUUGCUUCUCAUCCAGCCUGAAACACGCCCUGCCCAACCCUGACUGGCCCGAACGUACCCUUCACCUUAAUUAUAAUUCGACCCCUUUCCUGCUGCAGGUUGAUGGAUGGGUGAUGGGCUCCGAUCGUCGGCUCCUUUUCUGGGUACCUCCCGCUUCCCGACAUGCAUUUUAUACUCCUUUGACUUCAUUGGUGAUCCCAAGAGGAGGUGUCGAGCUUGAUUUGAGUUGCAUGGCGCAUGGGACACACUGGUCGAGUUGCCGAGAUGCCUCCACGUAACGAUAGUUUUAUUGCUGCAAUAUCGAGUGUACUGUUUAAUUCUUUGAUUCCUUG